CUGCAUGUAGAAAACAGUUCCUUGAUUUACUCUUUAUCCUGUAGUCUUAACAUGUUAGCUGAAUUAAAAAUAUAUACAUGUAGGUUAUCAACGUCGUUCAACUGUUAGAUUUUGUCGACAAUUUCCGAGGACCGCCCGACUCGGAAACUGGUUUUUAGUACUCCUCGGUUGUGCUUCACGUCGCCACCUUACAAAUGCCCAUGCUUCCUUCAACAUAGCAGUGCUGGCCAUCAUGGGUCCACGAUACAGAAAUCAGAGAUCAAACCGUCUCACAAAGGCCUCGCAAGGCGAUGGUAAAAAGAUCAAACAUAAUAAAUCCCUUAAAAAUAAGGUUAGAGACGUACAGAGACUGCUUAAAAAGAGUGAUCUUCCAGCAACAGUGAGAGUUGUUCAGGAGCGCAUGCUUGAUGUCCUAAAAGAGACAAUUAAAGAUAAAGCAAAGGAAGACAAACAGAGAAGGAUUGAGAAAAGAUCUAAAAAAGUCAAAUUCUUUGAGAAAAAAAAGAUCUUUAGAAGGUUCAAAUCCUGUAUGAAAGAGCUCAGUGAUGCAGAGGAUAUUGAAACAAGAAAUUCUGCACUGAAAGAACUUGAGGAGAUCAAGCAGCAGUGGAAUUAUGUUCAACAUUUUCCAGAAAACACAAAGUAUAUUUCAUUAUUUCCGCUGACAUCCCAUACUAAUGCAGAAAUUGUUGCAAAACAAG
Pocillopora verrucosa is the source of this 701-nucleotide messenger RNA. Lineage: Eukaryota; Metazoa; Cnidaria; Anthozoa; Scleractinia; Pocilloporidae. The record is from RefSeq and is a predicted model, not a curated record.